Molecule: messenger RNA, 2417 nt
Organism: Melampsora larici-populina 98AG31
Lineage: Eukaryota; Fungi; Basidiomycota; Pucciniomycetes; Pucciniales; Melampsoraceae
Exons: 4
Coding region: 1-2052 (683 amino acids)
Source: RefSeq, a predicted model, not a curated record
AUGUUCAUGUUCAACCAAACCUUCAAAAUCACAUUCAAUACACAUCUUCAGAUCAAAAAAUUCAACCUCUUGGGUCGUGCAUCUUGGCUACUGAUCCCUGCAUCGAUGGCUCUUCAGAAGUCCAGGCCACGAAUUCAAUUUAUCGAGCCCAUAAAAAAUCACCAUCAAGCUAAUAUCACGGCUGAUUCAAUCGUCUCCUCUUCUCAUCAAUCAACAUCGACUAUAACACCACCUCACAAUAGUCCGCUUUUCUCGAUCGCCACUCCCGGUCAGCGUGUAAGAUUUCACCCGAUAGUGCGCAUCAUAUUCGCCGAUGGACAAUCGGACAAGGAUCCCCAAAGCCCUCACUGUCGCUCUCCUACAAAUUGGCCUGAUUCGAAACUGCAGAGACGCAUGCGGUUGGGGACCAAGACACUCAGUUUACCUCUCUCUCUCUCUCCUCAUCGUCCGCAUCCUGUGAGAUUCCUGUCACCUACUGCCGGCGACUUCCCCAACAUUUCUCACUCAAGGCAAUCGGUCUUGGCGCGAACACAAAGAGAAAUUGAAGAGGAUGAUCAAUUCAUUCCUGCUCCGGUUCGCACAAUCAAACUCACCAUCCCUUCUCUUACUCGGCGCCCUAGUUCAAAAAAACUUCGAGUACGAGAAGAAGAACGGAUUCGACGAUGUGCAGAAGCUCACGGAGGCAAGAUUAAGAGUUGUCUCAAAAGGCCUUCUUCAGGCUUUGGCGCUACCCCUUCAAUUCCUCGGUCGAGACGUGAUAGCAAUGAAGUUGGGAUCGCAAUAUCUACUAACACCAUGCGCAACGUAUGGAUUUCUAGGUCCCCCCAGCCUGGUAUAACUGAGGAAAAUGUCUCCUCUGACAAUCAGCUACACUGGAACCAGGCAGUAGAAGAUACUCCAGUGUUCACAAGCAACUUUCAUCCUAGCCCCACGAACUCGUCUGAGUCUGACUCAGUCGGUCCAAAGUCACCGCUCGAGACCAAUGAAGAUACAGAUUCAGAUAAAUCGUCUCCAGAUAGCACGAGUCAUCCUGAAGAUUCUCACAAGUCUCCCGUUAAAGGUCUCAAUCGACUCGCCAAAAAACUUUCCGGUUCAGCACUACACUUCCGUUUUUUUACACCUAAGCCACAACGCUGGCAGUUACCAGAUGACGACCAAGAAAUAAUCCAGGAUGAGAUGGAAGAACUCGAAUUAUCGAUCCCUGAGCCCGACCUAAUCACUUCUAAGGACACGCCGCGUUCUUGGCUACCCGUACUCUCACUACGAAAACGUGCCUCAAACAUUGAGCAAAGGUCGAGAUUGAUUGAUCAAGACAAUGAUUCAAAUCGUCAAGAAUAUACUGGCCAGCCUGCUCCUCUCGAAGAUGAUCCAUUGACGAUCGACGAUACAAUGAAGGACCGUUUACUUGUCCGAUCUAACUCGUAUCAUCAUGAUCAUCGUGCUCUGCCCUCUACAUCUGGAGAUCCUAUCUUCAACACCGAUCCUUAUGGCGAAACCACCUCGACAAGUCUCUCGAUGAGUCUGUCGACAAGUCUCUUGACGAUCUCUCCUGGCAUCACAAGGAGCAACACGACGCUUGAUCGAACACUCACUGCGCAAGAACAAGGACUCAAGCCGUGCUGUGAAACAUGCGAGGAAGCUGCUUCCAAAGGGUUACAGGCCGAUCAUGAAAUCCCAUUCUCGCCACGGGCCCUUGAAAUCUACCGAUCCCGAGCAUGGUAUCUUGACGACAUCGUUGUAGAAGAUGCAAAGAAAGUUGAGAUUGGAGAUGCUAGUGCUGGAAAUUACCCCUCAGCAACCCUUCGCAAUCCCCUACCGAAUCGGAUUCGAACCUUGCGAUGUUCAAUUCACAAAAGGGAUGUUUCACUGGACAUGUCUGGCGAGUUUAUCAUCCCACCAUUGCCUCCCAUGCCCAAUACGAGUCAAAUAAAGAAAAUGUUGCCUAUCGAGACAAACAAAAAUAUAGUGCCCUCGCCCUGUCCAAAGUCUUACGAAUGCCAUCUCAAUCAAAAACUGGGUUUAGGAGUGCAGUAUGAAAGCACAAAAGUUUAAUCGUCUCACUCACACCAUGCAGUCUGUAUAUAUUGUGCACAUGACUAGCAAAUAGUAUAUACUUCUAUCGCUUGUCCAUUUCGCUCACAAAAAAAAAUUCGUGGAUGUUUUUUCACUUUACAGUCGACUGUGUCAAAGUUUAACGCCUUCAUUUUAAUCUUUGAUCUCAAUUUCUUUUCUUUGUGAUAUCAUUUUACCUUGCAGCUCAUGUAAUCUGUUACUAUUUAAAUCUUUAAACGUUUGUCUUCGUCCAUUUCUAUCGUUCUUUUUUUGUUUUUUGUUUUUUCUGGAUUGUCAUACAGGGGCUUGUUGUUUUAAAUAUUUAUGAGAGGAGAUGGAAAUGAGUUUGAGUUUCGUGUUCAAAA